AUUAAUAAUAACAUAGUAAGUUAUUAUAUAAGAAACAGUAAAAAGACGAUUUAAUAAAAGUUGCUCUUUAUUUAGUUUAUUUUAUAGGAUAUCAGUCGUUGUAAUAUAUUCAUAAUGAAAGUGAUUGGGAUUAUAUUUUUUUCUGCAGUUAUUGUAGCGGCUUUUGCAGAGCGCUCCUGCCCUGAGAUACCUGGCGUUGGUAUUUUGAAUCAUGGAGAAGAGGCAGCUGGUCCUGUAGGGGAAUGUAUACACCUUACAUGUGAUGAUGGAGAUUAUAUUAAGAAGACAUGCUCCACAUCCACUGACGCCAAGUGCAAUGAGACACCUGGGGAUCCAACAAAACGUUAUCCAGAAUGCUGUCCUUAUUUUAGAUGUCCUUACUAAUUAGAUAUGUAAUACUACAUUUGAAGAUGUAAUUUUUAUCCCUAAUAUGUAUAAUACAAAUUAAAUAUAAAAUUUAUUAGAAAUUGUUACAUUUUAUAAUAAUAAUAUUAAUUGUCUAAAGAAUAAAUAGCUUGGGAUUGUUA
Diabrotica virgifera virgifera (western corn rootworm) is the source of this 527-nucleotide messenger RNA. RefSeq lists its product as uncharacterized. Bases 115 to 384 code for a protein of 89 amino acids. The transcript has 3 exons. Lineage: Eukaryota; Metazoa; Arthropoda; Insecta; Coleoptera; Chrysomelidae. The record is from RefSeq and is a predicted model, not a curated record.